AUGCGAUCUCCUCUACUUGCACCGCUACACUGCCGUGAGAACCAUCAUCUCCACAUUGCAACGCUGCUGCACUCCUCCCUCACCGCCGUCCAGAUCCGACGUCCCUCCGGGAGAUUUCAUAGCAUUCUCAACGUAGCUGCGGCAGUGGUCAACGCCUCAGACUUCGCCUCCUUGACUGGAACGCUGGCGAUCGACCACCAAGAUCUAAUGGGACGGAGUCUCCGGUGUCGGCGCAGUCGCUGGCAACGAACUGCGGAGAGCGAGCAACUCUCGGGCAGGGAAUCAUGUGAUCACUCGUGUGCAGACUCCACCGACUCCUCAGAGGGCGCAGAUUCGACGACUUCCUCUUCGUCGACAGCAUCAACGGUUCUCAAGGAUUGUAAUAUAUUGCGAGAUGGCGGGAACAAAGGUAUUCAAAUCGGACGAUGGAGAGUGCUAUGCGGGUUGGGGCCUCGAAUGCAGAUUCAUCUGAGCCCAUCAGAUCCAAAAUUUCCAAGUUGGGCAUGGGCAAUCAUGUAA
This is a messenger RNA of Vitis riparia (riverbank grape), 519 nucleotides long. RefSeq lists its product as uncharacterized. Bases 1 to 519 code for a protein of 172 amino acids. NCBI's taxonomy places the organism in Eukaryota, Viridiplantae, Streptophyta, Magnoliopsida, Vitales, Vitaceae. The transcript has a single exon. The record is from RefSeq and is a predicted model, not a curated record.